ACUGCUUUAUACUGUUUAGACAAGCUUUGUAGUGCGCACGUUGGAAACUAACACUCGACCAUCUCUGCUUUCACAUCAGUCACUAAUUAGGCCCGCGGGCAGUGAGAGGCGAGGCGGAAGACUGUCGGACAAACUGUAAACUUAGUCAAAAGCGACUAAAGUCACCAAACUCCCAGGCUGAAGAGGCUUCAAACGAGUCAUCCCUUCUGGCUGUUUCAAGGAAGGAUACGCUGCUGGACAUGUGAAUUUAAAGGAGAUACUUGCCAAGCACAACAAUGAAACCAACGACUGCUGCCCCGUGUUGCUUCGGCGUUUUCCUGACUUGCUUCUUGUUCGGGUCGAGCUCUUCACAAUCAGUAUGUGCUGGUACAGAGAACAAGCUGAGCACCCUGUCAGACCUGGAGCAGCAGUACAGCACCCUGAGGAAAUACUACGAGAACUGUGAAGUCGUAAUGGGCAAUCUGGAGAUCACAAGCAUUGAUCGCAGUCGCAACCUGACCUUCCUCAGAUCCAUCCGAGAAGUGACAGGCUACGUGUUGGUGGCCCUGAACCAGUUUGACUACCUGCCUUUGGAGAACUUGAGGAUCAUCCGAGGGACCAAGCUGUAUGAGGACCACUACUCCCUCGCAAUCUUCCUCAACUACAGACGUGAUGGAAACUUUGGCCUGCGCCAGCUGGGUCUGAAGAACCUCACAGAGAUCCUGAGUGGAGGCGUGUAUGUUGACCAGAACAAGUUCCUGUGUCAUGCAGACACAAUCCAUUGGCAGGACAUUGUAAAAAACCCUCGGAUCCAUCCUGUGGUGGUGCCCACCAACAGCAGCGUCACAUGUCAAAAGUGCCAUCGUUCCUGUAAUGGUCGUUGCUGGGGACCCAAAGAGGACCAGUGUCAGAGCUUAACUAAGACAGUGUGUGCCGAGCAGUGUGACGGACGUUGCUUUGGUCCCUAUGUUAGUGACUGCUGCCAUCGUGAGUGUGCAGGUGGCUGCUUUGGACCAAAGGACACAGACUGCUUUGCCUGCACCAACUUCAAUGACAGUGGGGCAUGUGUGACCCAGUGCCCCCAGCCCUUCGUUUACAACACCACCACCUUCCAACUGGAGCACAACCCCAGGGCCAAAUACACCUAUGGAGCCUUCUGUGUUAAGAAGUGUCCACAUAACUUUGUGGUGGACUAUAGCUCCUGUGUGAGAGCGUGCCCCAGCAACAAGAUGGAGGUGGAGGAGAACCGCAUUAAGAUGUGCAUUCCUUGUACAGACAUCUGCCCUAAAGCGUGUGAUGGCAUUGGUACAGCCAGUCUACAGUCUGCUCAGACAGUGGACUCCAGCAACAUUGACAAGUUUGUCAACUGCACCAAAAUCAAUGGCAACCUGGUGUUUCUCAUCACUGGGAUCAAAGGGGAUGUCUACCACAACAUUGAAGCUUUAGACCCAGAAAAACUUAAUGUAUUCCGAACAGUUCGAGAGAUCACAGGCUUUCUGAACAUCCAGUCUUGGCCUGACAACAUGACAGACCUGAGUGUUUUCUCCAACCUGGCAACUAUUGGUGGAAGAGCACUGUACAGCGGGAUCUCUCUGCUGGUGUUGAAGCAGCAGGGCAUCUCAUCCCUGCAGCUUCAGUCCCUGAAAGAGAUAAGCGCUGGAAACGUCCACAUUGCAGAGAACAGCCAGCUUUGCUAUUACAACACCGUCAACUGGACGAGACUGUUCCGUGCUGCAAACCAGAAGGUCCUGGUCCGCAACAACCAAAGCCCACAGAAGUGCUCCAAGGAGCGCAUGGUGUGUGACCCACUGUGUUCGGAUGCAGGGUGUUGGGGCCCUGGCCCAGACCAGUGUCUGUCCUGCAGAUACUUCAGCCGUGGACGUACCUGCGUGGAUACUUGCAACCUUUUUGAAGGGGAUAUCCGAGAAUAUGCAAACGGGUCAGUGUGUGUGGAGUGUGAUGCCCAGUGUGAGCGAGCUGAAGAUGACUCUUUGACCUGCAAUGGUGCGGGCCCAGAGCAUUGUUUGAAAUGCCUCCAUUUUAAAGACGGUCCCAAUUGCGUGGAAAAGUGUCCGGAUGGCCUGCAAGGUGCCAACAGCUUCAUCUUCAAGUAUGCAGAAGCCAACAAUGAAUGCCAUCCCUGCCAUGCCAACUGCACCCAGGGGUGCAUUGGACCAAGACUGCAAGACUGUAUUGGCUGGAUGGACAGAACCCCUCUGAUCGCAGCAGGAGUGAUUGGCGGCCUCUUCAUGGUGGUGAUCAUGGUGCUUAGUGUUGCAGUGUCUGUGCGCCGGAAGAACAUUAAGAAGAAGAGAGCUCUCCGUCGCUUCCUGGAGACAGAGCUGGUGGAACCUUUAACACCCAGUGGAACAGCACCUAACCAAGCCCAGCUCCGCAUCCUGAAAGAGACAGAACUCAAAAGGGUCAAGAUCCUCGGCUCUGGGGCCUUCGGUACUGUUUACAAGGGUAUUUGGGUUCCAGAGGGUGAAACAGUAAAGAUUCCUGUAGCCAUUAAAAUCUUGAAUGAAGCCACAGGACCCAAAGCUAACGUGGAGUUCAUGGACGAGGCCCUGAUCAUGGCCAGCAUGGAGCACCCCCACCUGGUCCGCCUGCUGGGUGUAUGCCUGAGUCCCACCAUCCAGCUGGUCACACAACUGAUGCCUCACGGGUGCCUGCUCGACUAUGUCCACGAGCACAAGGACAACAUUGGGUCCCAGCUGUUGCUCAAUUGGUGUGUCCAGAUUGCCAAGGGGAUGAUGUAUCUGGAGGAGCGCAGGCUGGUGCACAGGGAUUUGGCAGCCCGAAAUGUCUUGGUCAAAUCUCCCAACCACAUCAAGAUCACUGAUUUUGGUCUGGCUCGUCUGCUGGAUGUUAAUGAAAAAGAAUAUAAUGCCGAUGGAGGAAAGAUGCCCAUCAAGUGGAUGGCUCUGGAGUGUAUCCAUUACAGGAAGUUUACUCAUCAGAGUGACGUUUGGAGUUAUGGGGUAACCAUCUGGGAGGUGAUGACCUUUGGAGGGAAGCCAUAUGAUGGCAUUUCCACCAGAGAUAUCCCAGACCUGCUAGAGAAAGGAGAGCGUCUUCCUCAGCCGCCCAUCUGCACCAUUGACGUCUACAUGGUCAUGGUCAAAUGCUGGAUGAUAGAUGCAGACAGUCGGCCCAAGUUCAAGGAGCUGGCAGCAGAGUUCACUCGGAUGGCACGUGAUCCCCAAAGAUACUUGGUCAUCCAGGGUGACGACCGCAUGAAGCUGCCCAGCCCCAACGACAGCAAGUUUUUCCAGAGCCUCCUGGACGAGGAGGAGUUGGAGGACCUGAUGGAUGCUGAGGAGUACCUUGUGCCCCACUCCCUCAAUAUUCCACCACUGGCAUACACUCCCCGCACACACAUGGACUCCAACAAGAACCAGUAUGGCUACCAGGACCCCAGUUUCAGCAUGGAGGACAUGCUGGCUACCCUCCCCAGAGUGGUGUCUGUCCCACCCGUGUCUGGAAGCUGCCUCCCACCACAGGACCUGUCCUCAGGGGGUCAGAUUGGUGUUGGAUUUGGCCGUGGCAACCAGGAUGACCCUCGCUGUAAUGGGACUCUGAGGAAGCAGGCCUCCCCGAGGUCAAGUACCCUUGGACCUGGCUCGGCUCUUGCUGCAGGACAAGGUGGAGGGGAGGACAGUUGUGGACAGCGUUACAGUGCCGAUCCCACCGGUCUUUUAGCAGAACGAGCCACAAAAGGAGACAAGGACCAGGACAGCUACAUGACUGCCAUGAGAGACAAGACCAACUCAGAAUAUCUCAACCCAGUGGAGGAAAACCCCUUUGUCGCACGUCGAAGGAAUGGUGAUGCUCACGCAGUGAUUGAUGGAGCUACUUGCCACACCCUGCACAUGGCUGGAGCUGCCGCUGCUCCCAAGAGCCAGUCCACCCACGGGGACGAUGAGUAUAUCAAUGAGCCACUGUACCUGAAUACCUUCCUUAACCCUGGGGACAAGAACGGAUUAGCUGGCACAGUCUCCAUCUCUGGCCCUGGGUCCUCUGUCGCCCAAUCAAUAUCGCAGACAGUCAACCCAUCAACGUCAAGCCACACGGUCUCCUCCACUGGAUAUGUGGUACCCCCUGGCCACCUCCCCCACCCAUCGUAUCCAUCACACACACUGCAUCCGGGGCAUUCAGGACACGCUCUGCACUCAGGCAUCACCAGCAGCACCAUCAUGUUUGAUAAGAAAGGCAAGAAGGCCACUUUUGACAAUCCCGAAUACUGGCAGCACAGUCUACCCCCCAAGUCCUCCCUGCAUAACCCUGAGUACCUGCAGGACUGCAGCACGCGCUUCUUCUACCGGCAGAAUGGACGCAUUCGCCCUGCUGUGGCCGAAAACCAGGAGUACUUGUCGGAGGCUGCUAUGAAAGCUGGCAAUGUGUUGCCGCCCCCUCCAUACAGACAGAGGAACACUGUCGUGUAGUGACCCACCUGUAGCACAAUGGAGGGAUAAAAAGAGGGAUGGGGUGGAGAUAAAGGGACGUCGAACAGUUCUCUCGUUUCCAUGCAGUACUCCUCAACCCGGGUUCUCCUUGCACCCUCCCUGAACACGUCUCUCUGUUAUGUCUGAUUGCAAGUCUUUAAGGUUCUGUCUUUUCUUGACAGGACUACACUAACAGUCACUGACAGCCUCACCUCAUCUUUUUCAGCUCCAUUCUUGGCCAUGAAAGCAAAUAGAUGUAUCUCUUUGAGGUUGGUUCUACUUUUGAGCACACUGUCCUGCCGUCUUAAAUAUCAGAAAUGCAUAAAAAAAACACAAUAGAAGAAACGAGACAUGAACCCAGUUUAGCCCAAAGAGAGGAUUAUCGCUAUGACCUUACAUGCUUUUCUUGACAGACUCAUCACUUACAGUUCACCAUGUCCUUUUGGCACAUUUUCCACUUAGAUAGAUGUACACAUUGCUAUUGCUUGUGUGCAAUGACACAUGCACAUAGAGUUGUGUCGUGACUCACCAGCAAACCUGCAGUCAUGCUGAAGAGCCCAGAUGUGGCUUGCAUGCCUGCCCACACGCUUCUUUGACUUUCACAUGUUGGCUCACCAGUAAUGGCAUUCAAACAUUUAUCACACACAGCUCAUAUCAUACCUAAACAUGUUAACAUGACUGCAGCCUUGACACACACAAUAAUAUCCAUACAUUAAUUCAUAAGUAAAUUCACGCACAACCACAGAUAAGCAAGCCGACAUUUGAAAUAUAUUCUGGAGGAGAAGCUCGGUUGACCUUGUGCUGGAAGACAGAGUGUGUGCCGGUGAUGGCAGUCUGUGUUCAGCGCAGAAAAAGGGUCAACAGGAAAGUAAAUGUCACCACAGUUUUAUGGAAAGCUGUGAUAUCACCCGGGUCCUGGUGGAAAGCAUUCGACAGAUUAUCGGCACGGCUAGGGUGGGAUUUAAAAGGUUGACCACUCAGAAGACGACCCUUACCUCCCCACGUCCCUCUUGUUCCACCUUCAUCCACAACAAUCUGGUCUGGAGAGCCAGCAAAUCAUUCACUCCUAUAUUCCCUUCAUAAGAUCAUUGUAAGCAGCUGCGUGACUCACAUAACAAUGGCAGCUGCAGCUCAAGGAAUAAUGUUUCAAUAGAACUGGUGCUCGGGAAUGGACAGGUAAUGGAGCACGAUGGUGUUUCAUAUGACUCGAACAUGAGGGAAAAUAUACGAUUUUAGAACCUGGAUCAGAGCAUAAUUUUUGGUUUUUGGUUUGUUUUUUCUUUUUCUUUUUAGGCAUCAGGGAAUUGUUUACUUUGUCACUUUGUCUUACACUUAUGACGCAAACAGCACAGACACCCAGCCACAAAAGAGCACUGUGGUUUUGGCAAAAAGGCUAACCCUGCCGAGCUGUAAAUAAGCCAAUUACAUGUCAUUACCAGACAGAUACAGUCCCGGAAAUGGGCUCUGUGGACAGAGCUGUGUCUGGAAGUACAUCAAAAGACCAGGAUAAAAGUUUUCUUUUUUCUUUGCAGCUCUCUGCGUUCAUACUAUUGUAUGUCAUACAAACAGAAAAUUAACUUUGACCACGUAGUCACGACUACAGGGCUUUGCUCUGUCUCUUAGCGUUAAGGUGGAACAGGAGGAAAGACUGUCUAAAGUGUCUAUGAAGGCCUCCUCUAUAUUUUUACCAUGGAACACUGAGAAAAUGAGACACUUUCUUUUCUAUUGGUAUUUGACAUUAUUGGUGACACAUAAUAAGUUAUCACUGAAUCCACUGAUGGCUAGCUUUCUAUACUCAUACAAUACUGCCAGAUGCCACAGUAAACUCUGACGGAGAAAACUAGCAUCUGUACUCGAAUGACUUUGAAGCCUAAUUUAGGCUGGGGUUGAUAAUUUAAUAGCACUUAAUGCUCUGACACAGCCAAAUGACUUUGCUGUUAUACUCGCUCUAAGAGGCAAUUCAUUCUUCUUUUUCUCUUCACGCUGCAACUAUAAUUUAAAGCGAGACACUAAGUACUCAUGUUAUCUGUUUCGUCAGGCAUUUUACUGACAAAAAAGCAUCCCCUCUCUAACAUUACACCAAUAUGCUUGGUGAGGCAAUAUACACUGUUGUACAACAUCAAGGGAUACCAAUUUUUCAAUUUUUCAUAAUCAUUUAUAUCAUUGCUUCAUACUUUACAAUACUUGCGUACAGGAUUUUUUCAUCAGUUAUAUGAAAUACCUUGAUAUCUAGUUAUUUAAUUGACUGGAUUAAAGGGGUACUCCAGCUAAUUAGCAUUGCACUUCUUUGCCCUUCAGAGUCAGGAUAUCCUGGCCUUUCUCCUUUCAUUGUGACAACUCGUUUUUAAUCUGUCUUUUGUGAGUCCCCAAACUGCAAAUUCACAAAACACCAAAGGACUGUGUGGCUCUCGCGGUCAUUGGAUGUGCACAAAAAAAAAAAAAAAAAAAAAUGAAGCCAUGUAAUUCCAUAAUCAUGUUUCCCAGGCCUUGAAAAGUUAUGGAAUUGGUAAAAUCAUUUAAAGGUCUGGAACAGUUACAACAGUCAUGGGAUUUUGUUGUUUGUAAUGAAAUUCUUACAGAAAUUUUCUGUGGAUAACCUUUCACAUAAUGUAACAUAUCAGCAAAUUUAUUUUUUAACAUGUGUAGAUGAGUGAUGAUUUGUUUUCAUCACGUACGUCUCUUAAUUUUCUCCCGUUUCAUAAGUCCUGCGGUGUAUGCCAGUUAACUGAAGUUACAAAAUGUUUGAAGUGGGAAACUAAAUCAAACUCAGUGCAUCUCAAUCCAUUUGUCGCUUUCUACCACCUAAACCCCACAGGUCUAAUUUAUAAAGCCCAAGCAGAGAUAACCCCCUACAUCCUUAAUGUACAGUUACAUAAUUAAUGUUAACUUAUGGAGAUUAUGUUUUGGCAAUAAAAGUUACUAGGGUUAGGUUUAGGAAAAGAAACAUGGUGAGGAGGUACCUUAAAAUGACUCAAGGUUCACUGAAAGUUCACAAGGUGCCGAGCAUGUUUCUGUGAGAAAGUCUAAAUUUUUGAGACCCAUCCACCACCCCAACCUGCCUCCUUACAAGACAGCUCGUUUACUCCCGUUGGUCACAUGAUUGUACCCUUCAAAGUAAGUUGGAUAUGUAUGACUUUUGAUACAUUUCUUUUCGUAGGAAAACAUACAAGCAGUUUCUGAGAACAGCCUGCCAACAGCUGUUUUCAUUCACAGGCUGAGUAUUACAACCCGUGAUGGGUAUAUACUGAACUUCAUGUGUAAAAUUAGUGGAGUGCCCCUCUAACCAAAAACAGAACUUUACAUCUCUUUCAUCUAACAGUUUCUCAUUUGAAUUUGCAGAAAAUGUACAAUAUCAUGAUAUUAUGAUUAAUAAUAGUAAUCUACACAUAAUCUGAUUUUACAUUUUAUCCGUAUCGCCCACCCUGAGCGAUAAUAUGAAUUUAAGGACCGACUAACGCCUGUGCACGUCUCAACGCUGACAUACCAACACACACCCACUGUUACACAAACCUUGUGCCUCUACAUUCUAAAUACCAGGCAGAGGGAAGGUUCAGACGAGCAGUGUUGAUGAUUUACUGUCCCAAACACAGAUGUCACCCUGGCACAGUGUUUUCUCCCCCUCUCAGGUUUUAUGGGGAACAAUAAUCAUCCAGUUGAGUGCCAGCUGAGGCACACGUUGCCACAUCGUAAAGGGACGUCAAAGCUGUUGAAAUAAAAGUAUAAUAGAAGACAGAUUAGUGCCGCAGUAGACGCACUGCUGAAAACGUGCAAGCCAGCAGAAAUGGUUUUUUUACAAGUUGGGUUAAAUGGUCAACCUUGAAGUCGGCACUGUGUUCAGUAUCAUUGACAUUGCUCUGUUGCUAAUAUGAUUUAGUUGUGUUAGAUCUAUUCAGUCACACUUGCUGAGAUCGUCAUUGUCCUGCUGAGUUAUGAUCUCACUGUUAUGUAUACUUUCUUUCUGUAAAUUUGUGGAAGUGUCCUCCCUGUGUUUUAAGAGUUAAAAGUCAGUUAUGUAAGUCUAUUUUUACCAUCGCUCAUAAGGUAUUAGUUGUAGUGCUCAUAGACUACUGUACGGCCGUGUGUUCAAGUGCAAUGACAGCAGUGGAGAGUCACCCAAAGGCUUCGUAAUGGAUCUCUAUGGAAAAAUAAAGCCAAUCUUCUGGAGGAGAAAACCUGCUGGCGCUCUCAGCCGGCGAGCAUCGCAAGGGGCUUUUAGCUUUUUGAAUGCUAAUUCAUCCACUUUCCCUUGUUGUUCUGUGGGGAAAUCAUGUUACCCAACAUCUCGCCCAGUGCACCAGCUGAGAAACCCUGAACGACAGGCAAUAGGUUGUAAUCCUGCAGCGGGGUUAAAACCAAGGUAUUAGCAUUCCAGAAAUGUUACCCGACCAAUGCAUCAAUGUUACAAAAGCUAGCAGGGGAGAAGGUGCAAGUGCACUGUAACUGGCAGAGGAGACCGGAGUAGAUUGCCAUUCGUUCUUUCUCCUCAGAGGUGACUGUAGAAUUGUAUGUAGCAAACACUGUUCAGCAGCCGGAGCAGGGAAAACCGAAGCAGCUAUGUGUGGAGUGAAUACAAACAAAGACUAAAACAAAGUGGAAAGGAACAGUGAUUGUGGUCAAAUGUUAACAUGAGUCAUAGUUUCAUGUGAGAAGACAUUAUGUUCUGUGUCAAGGUUAAGCCUCACAGGUACAGUAGAUAUUUAAAGGAGCACAAUAACUCCCUCUCAAUACUGACUGCUCAACCAGUAAACCGGCCUUAUAGUAACAGUUAUAUUUAUUUUGUGCAUCUACUUUUGUUUUGGAGUUUAAUGUAUUUUAAACAAAUGUCAUCAUGAGUGCUGUGAAUGGUGUUUUUUUACUCUCAUUUUUGCUCUUCAGGGUGUCACUGUGGCAAAAGAGAGGUUUUUUAUGCAGUUUGAAGGCUUAAUCAUCUCAUGUUUGUCAUGUUCUCUACUCAACUUUGAAGCAAUUGUUAGCUUUUUCCUAACUCAGAGGCUGUAUGUUUGCCCCUUUGAGGAACCGAAGUCCAAGCUGAACCUGCAUAUUAUUGUGUUCAGGUGCUCCUUGUCAUCUCAUGAAGCUUUUCCAAGUGUUUAACAAAGCAGUUUCCCUUAGAGGCCUUUGUACAAUGGCUGACAAGGACAAACGCGCUACAACAGGUGAAGGAUGUUGCAGCUUCAGAAACAAUGCCAAAUUAUAAACACACACAAAAAAAUUCCAAACAAGUAGAACAACGGAUGAGAAACUGUGCUGCAGAAAGCCAAAACACAUUAUCAGCAAACAUGCUGCAAAUACCCAGACUCUGCAAAGUCAAAAACAAAAAUGCAACAGAAAAUGCUGCUAAUCCAACAGUAAACAGUACAGAGGGUCUCCAGACCUUUUUUAACAUUAAUUGAAAUGUUUCUGAAUCUGCAGCACGUUUAUCCUAAUGGAAAUGUUUUGGGCAGUUGCUGCGUUUGCUCUUGUCAUCCACUGCACGCAUGACAUUUAAAUACCAGUCAUUAACUGGAACAGUUUUUGUGAUACCUGACUUAACAGUAUUGUUUUUAUAUUUCACCUUAACACUUGAUGAACAAGAGGCAAGAAAGAAUAACAGUGCAAUGCACAAUAAUCAGUAAACUCCUACUUUUAACCUUUUGUGAUUAACAUGCCAAGACUCCUUACAUUGAUAAUCAUGAGCGCUCUCUCCCAAAUCCAAAGCUAAAGUGCUAAAAGUCAAAUGUGUGAUGUUAUAGGAUAAAAAAUUGUGAGACAAUGAAUGGUGAAAGAUGUUCCAGAUCACUAGUUCCCAACUGGUCCACCCAUGGGGUCCAGAUUUCAACUUUACCCCAUAUUUACCCCAUAUUUAAUUUUAUUACACAAAAUAUGACAACUUAUUGUCUUAACACAAAACAUAAAACAUAUUGUAGAAAAGUAAGCAGAAAUGGAACAAACUUGACAUAUUCAUGAGUCACCAUGACCUACUUUUGGACCACAAUACACCAGUUGGGAACCAUUUUUCUAGACACAGAGUGCUGCCAGGGAGACGUUCUGUGUACAAUUUCUUUUCAGACCUGAGAACACUACAAUAGAAUAAGGCUCAUUUGGAUUUAAAAGAAAAAAAAACAGCUCUAAACUUUAUAGCCUAUGACAUCACGAAUUUGAGAUUUUUCUUUUCUGGUUUCUGGCUUUGAGAGAAAGAAGCUCAUGUUCACAAAUAUUGAUUGAACCUUUCUCAGCUAUGGAAAUAUCAUAUUGGAACAUAGUGCUUCCCUUAAAUAUCUAAUGAAUAUGACCUUUUGGAAGCUUUACGGUUGGCGAGGACUGCCUGAUCACUCAGGUUAAAAACUGACUGGUGCAAAAUUGAUUGUUAAAUAGUGGGGACUGUAAAUGAUAAACCAGUUGUGUCCUCCAAAGCAAAGGCAGGCUAGUCACAUUUUGUGGGACCUUUGAAAUGGGACAGCCCUUUUUGGAACAUUAAGAGUCAUUCGGCCCAGAAAUGUGAACUAAGGAAGGUCCAGCCCCUGAAUUGGGACAGAGCAAAUGUAUUUAUAGACUGUGCUCUAUUUCACUUUUAUAAGCUUUGAUAAUUCAUAUCAUAAGGACAUUUUUCACAGCAUUAGUAAUAUCAAUCCACCCGUGGUCUAAGUGGUCUUACUGUAUUGGAUAAACACACAUUACAUUUCAGAGGACUUAACCUUUUAGUACUCAACUAGAAAUCAUUUUGGUCAAUGCAUCAUCACAUUUUUUUAAAGGGAAACCAUAAAGUAGCUGACAAACACAUGUUUUACCAUUGUAACAGAAUCAAACUGUGUAUGGCUGUCAUACUCUGAUUUUACCCUGAUUCGUGUAUUCUACCACGCAGUGAAAACUGGGGUAGAUGACAGCGGUUGAGUAAGCACAGUUUACAAUGCAUUGAAGUGAUGGUAAAACUGUAUAAAUGGAAUUAAUAAUUGUCUUUUAACCAAAUGACAAAUACAUUCAGAUAAUGGGACACGCAGCAGUUUUACCAUUGAUAGAAAAAAUUGAAAAUUAAUAAAAAAAGGAUAGUAUUUUUAUAGGUAGGUAAAAGGUGGCCAGGUGCAUCUGUAAAUAAGACAAUGAUGCUUCUUUUUCCAGCUGAAGGCAUUUUUUUUUUUUAUUUCUCCUUGCAUCAUUGCAUUUUUAGUGGUCUGUUGUACCUUUUUUUCUUUGGGGAGUAUCUUUUCUGUAUGUAUAUAAAUAUAUAUACAGUAUAUAUAUAUAUAUUCUGUAAAUGUAAUUUGAAGAGUGAACUCUGAUUUUAAAAACGCUUGCAGGGUCUCUUGUCACCCCCGCCCCAUCAUUUCCCCUGUGAUUGUGUGAUUGUGUUUUCAGCACAACUUGGUGGAUUUUGUGUUUCGACCUCUGCUCUUGCUCACUUUGUAGGAGUGAAUUUUUUUCUUUCUUUUUUUACUGGGUGUAUUAUACCUGCACUACCCUCCAUACUUCUCUCAGUAUUAUCCACCUCUUGAGAUUUUUUUUUAAGAUUUUGUACACUAUUAAAAUGAAGUUGCAAUACUAAUGAAUAUUCAAUACUUCAUCCCUUUUUCUCUCCAUCUUCUCCUAACCGAUGUUAAAUAAUCCACCAGUGUCACUUUACACCCUGUGUUUUAAGGACCUACACUAUAUUUCCUAAAGUAGUUUGAUUUCCAUUUGCACUGAGCUCAGUCAUUGUUUACUUUCAGAUGAUAUUUAGCUUUUCAUCCAUUUGGGGCAAUACUGAUUGAAUGGUGUAGCAAUAUCAUGUUACAGCCCCCAGAGUGAUUUAUUGCUGUUUAAGAGACUAAAUGGAGGACGGUUUGCAUGGGCUGGACUGAUCAUUUAAAUCACUGAUAUUUACUUGUACAGAGGUUUUUUGCUUCAUCGGGAUUUAAAUUUUCACUCUUUUCCAGAAGUCACAGUUUAACGGGAAUAUUAUUUUCCAGUUUACAGAAACUUAACAGGACUUUUUGGGAGUUUGGCCCAAUUGUCACCUUACCUUAUAUCUGAUGUGAGGACUGGCACCAAAAUCAUCAUGUUGGACUAUUUUCUAUGUGGCUCGUGAUCAAGCUGAGCAUCACAAUCCACACGUCAGGUGUUGUCAUUGCUCAAAAACUGAGGCUGAAACGUUUGUUAAAUUUACAAUCUAAACCUAUCAGGGAGAACACAAUUGUAGGAAAAUUGUAUGGAUGCACAGUUUGACAGUUUGAAUGUGCUGUCAGUUGUAAUUGAUACUUUAAUUAUAUAAGGCUCAUGCAGAAUUUGUUUUGUUUAUACAGGAACUAAAAAUUUUGUGCUGUAGACUUUACUGAAGACGCAUAUGGCAAUUUUUUUUUUUUCAAAAGUAUUAUUUUGACCAGAAUCAACUUUAGAAAUGCUGUUAUAAUUUUAGUAUAUUGCCAUGCACCUAUAGGCCUGGUGUACACUUACCAUUGGAAAGCAUAUUUGCACAUAUGAUUUUGGUGGCAAUCCUUUCAUUUAUGAUAUCCAGCAUUUACAUAAACAUUUGGUAAAGUGGUUAGUUUGGCAAGCUUUUCAGAAAUCUGAGUGUUUGUUUAAAAGUACAUUGAAGUUUGGAAGAAAGAAUAUUGUGUCGUAAAAACUAUCAUAAAUUUCCAUUGCUUUGUAUCGACUCAUCAGGAUGAUUGAGAACUAAGUUUUAUAGACCAUACCUUGUCACAUAUUACCAGUUUUAAAUGUUUCUCUUCACUGGUUAAUUGACACAUUUCCCAAGCUAGAACAUUUAAAUACGUAUUCCCUCUGUUUUGUUACAUGAAUCUGUCAAAACUAUAUUUUUAAUUCAAUAUGAAUAAAGAUCAGUCAAUAUUUAAA
This is a messenger RNA of Plectropomus leopardus (leopard coralgrouper), 13235 nucleotides long. RefSeq names its product erb-b2 receptor tyrosine kinase 4b (gene erbb4b). Gene Ontology annotation, biological process: negative regulation of apoptotic process; positive regulation of kinase activity; neurogenesis. Gene Ontology annotation, cellular component: signaling receptor complex; basal plasma membrane; plasma membrane. The record is from RefSeq and is a predicted model, not a curated record. Gene Ontology annotation, molecular function: epidermal growth factor receptor binding; ATP binding; transmembrane receptor protein tyrosine kinase activity. Lineage: Eukaryota; Metazoa; Chordata; Actinopteri; Perciformes; Serranidae.